Molecule: messenger RNA, 1977 nt
Organism: Papaver somniferum (opium poppy)
Lineage: Eukaryota; Viridiplantae; Streptophyta; Magnoliopsida; Ranunculales; Papaveraceae
Product: reticulon-like protein B11
Exons: 7
Coding region: 181-759 (192 amino acids)
Biological process (GO): negative regulation of protein kinase activity
Cellular component (GO): nucleolus
Molecular function (GO): protein kinase binding; protein kinase inhibitor activity; double-stranded RNA binding
Source: RefSeq, a predicted model, not a curated record
UAGAAAUCUGGUCUUUCUUUUCCCAAUCUCUCUCUGAGUUGUUCUUCUCGCACUCGCAGUGCCCUCGCCUAAUUAGUGAAUCGUGAGCGGGAAAUUAGUGGUAUUCCUUCAUAUUGACGUCGGAGAAGAAGAAGAAGAAACAGUCAUUGAAAUUUCAGUGUUUCAAUUCAGGGAGAAAAGAUGUCAUCUGGUGAUGGUCCAUCAGUGGAAGGAAAUACACAGAUUGUAACAGUACCUGAGCGACCUAAACAUUCUCUUCCGGCUCUUCCCUUGGCUCCUUCGAAUGUUGGAAACGCCGUUGUCGAGUACAAAAAAGCAAAUCCAAAAGAUGCAGACGAGGAUAUUGAAAUCAAGCUUAGAAGGAUUCUGGAACAAGUUCCUGUUCGUGUUAGCAAUACGUCUGGUAGUUCUGCUGGUUCUGGCUCUGGUGACUUUCAUCAGUACCGGCAAAUGAGGCGGAAAGAACAAGACCGACUUGCAAGAAUGCAAGUAGACUACGAUAAACGAAAAGAGCUAUCUGAUUUUAUGAUUAGAAAAGAAGAAAGAAUGAAGGCCACAGAGGAAAGGACAGCAAAGAAGCGAUUAAAACGUCAGAAGAAGAAAAUGAAGAAGCAAUCGAAGAAGAGUAGGCUGAACCCUGAUGCAGGAGAGCAACAGAAGGACGAAUCUUCGGAGGACGAGGAUAAAUCAGAUGAUGAUGCUGGAGAGCCAGAAAUUCCAAAACAUAUAUUUGUCCCAGCUGGGAACAGGGGGAAGUGAGCAACCAUUUGAUGGUUGAGUCUCUUAUUCAGAUAUUCCCAUGUUAACAUAUGAUUUGUUCUAAUUCUAGCCCGCUACUGACCAGAGAAGGUUAAAAUAGGGGAAGAAUCGAAGAAGCUAACUUGUUCUAGCUUGAUGAGUUGUAAGAGCUUGUUGCUGGCAAUGAAUUCUCAGUCACUUGUAUGUAGCAUAUAAUUUUUAAAGAACCAGCUGCUUUUUCUUUUCCUUUCUUCCAGAGUAAAUCAUUUUGUGGGUUUGAGCCCAAAUGUUCCGAUGAUAUAUUUUUCCCACUUUAAAGGGAUCCUUCCCGUAUUGUCAACUCUUUGAGGGGUUUGGUUGGAAAGUUCCAUUACAACAAUCCACGAUCUCUGAUUAUAUUAAAACUUCUUCGUUUACCAACUCUUUCUUUUCCAGUAGGAACUACAUAUUGUCUCCUCUAUCGAUAGAUAAACGAUCAUCGCCAUGGAUGCCAGUACUCUAGCAGAUCCCUCUGCAGCAGAGAAGGAUCUGUUAAUGUCCUCGCAAUCACAUUGCAGGAAAUCAGUCCAACAAUUCCUUGGAGAAGGCUCAGUAGCUGAUGUUCUGUUAUGGAAAAACCAAGCUACCAGUGGUAUUCUGCUAGUAUCCUCAAGUAUCAUUUGGUUUCUUUUUGAGAUAGCUGGAUAUAAUCCGCUACUGUUCUUCUCAAAUUUUCUGCUGAUUCUGGUUGUUACUCUCUUCUUUUGGGGGAAAUUGGCUUAUUUUCUCAACUGGCCUCCUCCUUCACUUCCCAAUUUGCAAAUAUCUGAUGAUUCCAUCCUAAAGAUAUCCAGUGAUGUACAUGUUUUAAUUAAUCGUGUACUGGAAACUGGACACGCUAUCAUCGUAGGAGGAAAUGUGAAACUCCUAUUAAAGGUCAUUGUUUCGAUCUGGAUUGUUGCUUUUGUUGGAGGCCUCUUUAACUUCAUCACUCUUGUCUAUAUUGGGGUUGUUCUUUCUCUCACUGUGCCUGCAUUAUACAACAAUUAUCAAGAUCACAUCGACGAUAAGCUAUUUGCAGCACACGAAGUGGUAUCGGCACAACUCCGAAAGUUCAAAUUGAACAUGUUAACCAUUCAAAGUGAAGAGAAGAAGCUUCACUAGUAAACACUGAUCAAUGUAUGUCAACAACAAAAUGUACUGUGUUAUUCAUGUUCAUUUGAUAUGAAUGUACAAAUCACAGAUAGUUCCAGUUUUUUU